Molecule: messenger RNA, 1541 nt
Organism: Sorghum bicolor (sorghum)
Lineage: Eukaryota; Viridiplantae; Streptophyta; Magnoliopsida; Poales; Poaceae
Product: B3 domain-containing protein Os03g0622200
Exons: 5
Coding region: 183-1313 (376 amino acids)
Molecular function (GO): DNA binding
Source: RefSeq, a predicted model, not a curated record
UAGGAUGGUCAUGCAUUUUUUGAAGAAAACUAUUUUCAAAUCAAAUAACUCUACUUCACAGAUGUAUAAAAGAACUGGUAUUUUGGUCGGCCAGCUUCCAUCUAUUUAUUAGCCUCAUAAGUCCCCAAAGGAAGCAUCUCAAUGCUAUCUCAACGCCAAGGAGAACUGUAGAACCUGAAAGUAUGAAGAACCUGGACAAGAACUGCAGGAUUUGCAUGGAGUGGCAAGAGCAUUACUACUGGAACCACAUGGCCGAUGACAAGAAGCAUUUCUUCAAGCCUAUGGUCGGGGACUUCACUGAAACCAUGAGCAUACCUGCAAGAUUUGCAAAUAACUUCAACGGCCACAUCUCUGAGGUCAUCAGUCUGAAGUCCCCAAGUGGCAAGACAUGGAGCAUCGGAGUAGGCAGUGACACCGACGAAGUAGUCCUCCAGUCCGGCUGGAAGGAGUUCGUCAGCGCUCACAGCAUCGACGAAGGAGACUGCAUGCUCUUCAAGUACACCGGAGUGUCGUCCUUCGACGUCCUCGUGUUCGACUCCAGCGGCUGCGAGAAAACAUGGCCCCAUUUCACCCGCAACAGCAGCCAUGGCUACAAGAGAAUCGAGAGCUCUGCAGGCCUUGAAGAAGGACCCCGGCUUGGCUGCCGUCGAUUCAAGGGAGGCCAUGACUGCACCUGCACGCCGCAGUCGCUACCAAGCGAUGGCGACGACGACGACGACGAUGCGCAUUUGGAGCUGGCGCUUCACAGGAGUACCAGCAGGAGCAUCCCCAAACGGUGCAAGCGCAAGCUUUACCGUGACAUUGAGCAAGUUCAUGGUGAAGUAAAAGAUGAUGAUGAUGAAGAUGAUGUUGGUGAUGCGAAGACAGGGUACUACUUCUGCAAGAACGGGCCGGUCAGCGAGUACCAUCUGAAGGAGCAGGAGAAGGAGGAGAUCUCGAGCAUCCGUGUGCCUGUGGAGCCGAGGAACCCGGUGUUCGUGCAGGUGAUGCACCCGACCCAUGUCCGCAGCACCAAACCCGGCGUGGUAGGCAUUUCUGCAGAAUUCGCGGACAAGUACCUGGGAGCAACCUCAAGGGACGUCAUCCUUGAGAAAGGCGGCAGCAAGGGGAAGUGGCACGUCCGCUACAACCGCAACAGGUUCAGCCGUGGCCUCACGGGCCGCGGCUGGAGCGAGUUCGUCGCCGACAAUGGCCUCCUCGCCCACGACGUCUGCCUCUUCGAGCUCAUGGUGAUCAAUGGCAAGCUGCGGCGGCCGACGGUGACCGUGCACGUCCUGCGCAAGGUGCGCGGCGCCUUUGUCCUGCUGCCCUGAAGACCUUGCUCACGCAUCCGGCUCAUGCUUGCAGUUGCAGCCUAACUGAAGUCUCUGGAUGUGCGUUGAUGUUGUCUGUGUGUAGUUUGGUUACUGUGCUGACCUGCAACUACUUGUCAAUAAGCAGCUCCCAUCUUAUGCUCAGUAAAUUUUCGUAUGUUGCUUUGAUUUGUCAGUAACUUCUGGUGGAGUGUUUGAUCUAGAUAGAAAUUUAUUGCAUUCUACACA